AUGUUAAACCUUCAUCCAGGAGAUUUUAUUUGUGUUGAUCCAACAUUAAAAGAUAGAACUUAUAUUAAUGUUCCUAAAGGUCAUAUUUGGAUACAAGGUGACAAUAUGAAUAAUUCCAUUGAUUCCAGAUCCUAUGGUCCUGUACCUCAUGCUUUAAUUCGUGGACGUGUAUUUGCUAGGUCUGUGACUGUUGAUGAAUUUGUGGUGGUAAUAAUGGCUGGUGAUGUUGUUGUUGUUGAGUUGAAGAUUGAAAAAUUGAUUGUUGAUGUGGCAGUGGUGCUUGCUGGAACAAUUGUGGCAGUUGUUGCAUUGGUUGUUGUUGUUGAUUAUGAGGUAGUUGUUGUUGCAUUUGAAAUUGUGACUGUGGUUGAAAUGAUGGCAUUUGUGAUUGUGUAA
This is a messenger RNA of Entrophospora sp. SA101, 396 nucleotides long. NCBI's taxonomy places the organism in Eukaryota, Fungi, Glomeromycota, Glomeromycetes, Entrophosporales, Entrophosporaceae. The record is from the annotation of a GenBank genome assembly.